AUGAGCCCCGCCCCAUGGUAUAAGGAGAGACUAUCUUCAAAGUGUUUCCGAGAAUACGGCUGUAAAAAAGAGAGGUAUUCUGAUGCUCUUAAUACCCAGCGUUGGCGAUUUUUGAAAAGCGGCCUGGAUGACUUCAGGAAUGGCUGCCCUCCAUCUUCUGGCGAAAUCAUCAUCCAUGGCAAAAAGGGUCCCGUCCCAGUUAUUCUGGAUUACAAAAAACCUGACCCUUCGCAGACGGUACCAUGUAAGCCAAGGGAGCUGCCCAGCGAAAAGGACAUUCGUUUUUCCAAGCUCAGCGCCUCUCAGAAAACCAGGAAGGAUUAUAUUGCACAGGCCGAACGCUGCUUGGCUGAACACCCGUUAGCUCUUUAUUCUCAUUUGGAGGAAAGUGUGUCACCAGAGGUUUUUCGCGAUGUCGUGAGGCUCCUGGACCCUGAGAUGCACCAGAGCCGAAGUUUUCAAGCCCAUUCCACAUCCAAAGACUUUCUCACGUCCAAGGACCAACUCAGAUCCAAAGACAUUCUGCCGGCUCUUCAGUAUGAGGCAGAAGAUGGAAUAGGAACAGAAAUGAGGCUGAGCUCCGCUGACCAGUUCUGGAAGCCCAAAAGCAGGAAUCCUUACGUGUGGUUUCGCAAAAAAGAGUCAGGUGCCAGAGAAGAAGCGUGCAGAAUAGGCUACGUUCCUCCCUUGGAUGAAAACAUAAAGCAGAUCACCAAAGAGUUCUGUGCCUGGGUCAACGCUAUGGGAGGCGAACAGUAUAACAUAGAUGAAGCCACCAUCUUGAAACUCUUUGACACCCGGUACGAAACCAAACCUGCCACGUCGACGCCCAUUAAAAUUGUGGAGCUGUAUCACGUGCCGGCAGAACUGAAGCAGUGCCUGGGGAGGCCUCCAUCCCAGGCAGCGUACAAGAGGGCUGUCAAGAUGCCUUCUGAACCAAAGUUGGAGAAGACAAGAUACGGAGCUUGGUACCUCCAUCCCAAGAAAUGGAAAAAACAGAACAUCAAUGAGAAGCCAGCGGUUCCUGACAUCCUCCAACACUUCUUGAAUACCAGGAAGUAUGGCAAAAAGGAGGAAGAAGUAAAGCCACUCCAUGGGAUAUAUGCCUUUGAGGAAUUCCUUGAACAGAAAGGCUACAGGAAGCCUGCGGGUUGUGUGGGCAGGCCGAGAUGGACAUCGGGAAGUCCAAAGAAGAGGGACGCCAAAAUAAAGAAGGAUCUGACUUCGGCGGAGGCCAGGAAGAAGCUGGUCGACGACAAAAUAAAGGAGUUCAAGACCGUUUGGUUUCCUUACAUAGAUUUUGAAAAAGACCCCCAACUUCCUUUUCGCAAAUGA
Heteronotia binoei (common prickly gecko) is the source of this 1335-nucleotide messenger RNA. RefSeq names its product protein FAM47E-like. Lineage: Eukaryota; Metazoa; Chordata; Lepidosauria; Squamata; Gekkonidae. The record is from RefSeq and is a predicted model, not a curated record. The transcript is spliced from 8 exons. Bases 1 to 1335 code for a protein of 444 amino acids.